AUGGCUUUUCCCAAGCCACCACUGGACCCUGCAUGCGACUCUUUUCACGCUUCCAUCCUGCACUCUGACGUCGCAGCGCGCGGUAUCGAUCUGCUGCGCUCUGUAAUCAGUCUUUGUCCAAAACCUGGGGGUUUUCGUCAAUUUAUUAAGAUUUGA
This is a messenger RNA of Pochonia chlamydosporia 170, 156 nucleotides long. RefSeq lists its product as hypothetical. The record is from RefSeq and is a predicted model, not a curated record. The transcript has a single exon. The coding region runs from base 1 to 156 and encodes 51 amino acids. NCBI's taxonomy places the organism in Eukaryota, Fungi, Ascomycota, Sordariomycetes, Hypocreales, Clavicipitaceae.